This is a messenger RNA of Acanthoscelides obtectus, 690 nucleotides long. The record is from the annotation of a GenBank genome assembly. Lineage: Eukaryota; Metazoa; Arthropoda; Insecta; Coleoptera; Chrysomelidae.
AUGUUCCCUGAGACUGAGGGAUUCCUUGUAGCUAUACAGGACCAGGUCAUUCCUACCAACAAUUACAAGAGGUUCAUACUUAAGAACUUGCAACAGUCUGAUAAAUGCAGGUACGGCUGUCAGGACUCCGAAACAAUACAGCACGUAACUGGUGGAUGCCAAGCAUUCGCUCCAACGGACUAUAAGGAGCGCCACGACAUAGCUGCCAAAAUCAUUCACCAGGAGUUGGCAUACAAAUUCAAACUGAUCGAAUGCAAGCUACAGUACUACAAAUAUACACCGCAAUGUGUCCUCGAGAACGACAAGUAUAAACUAUACUGGGAUCGCACUGUGCUUACGGACCAAUACAUAAAACAAAACAGACCUGACAUAAUCAUUGUCGACAAGGACGCCCAGAAAGUAACACUGAUUGAUGUGGCCAUACCUAAUAGUAACAAUUUAACAUACAAACAUAAUGAGAAAGUUGCAAAAUACAGGGAGCUAGAAUUUCAAAUUAAACGCCAGUGGAAAAUGAAGUACGUGGAAACAAUACCAAUAAUAAUGUCAUCUACAGGGGUGAUACCAAGAAGGCUGCUAGAAAACAUCAAAGCGCUGGAACUGAGUGAAAACAUUUACAAAAUCAUACAGAAAGGAGUUUUGCUGGCAACUGCCCGCAUAGUAAGAAAAUUUAUGGGAAAUGCAAGUACCUAG